UGCAAUUAAUACGCCUAGCAUUCGCAUGUAGUAUUCAGAACCCUCGCCCAUCCCCUGCGAUUAUAAAUCUCGCAUCCAUCUUCCUGUCGGAGAUCGCCACUUACAGUGGACCUGCUAUACAUACCGGCCCAUAGCCAUUCGACUGGAGAAGCAUGCCUCGACCAAAGAAGCCCGGUGUUGAGACAAAGAGGAGAUCGCGCAACGGCUGCUGGCCCUGCAAGGCGCGCAAAGUCAAGUGUGGGGAAGAGAAACCACAAUGCGGCAACUGUGAACGCCAAGGCGAGAAAUGCGACUACAGUAUCAGACUCAACUGGGGAGGACGCACCAGGCGGGAAAAGAUUGGUACAGGUUCCGAAGCCUCAAGCGCAGCUUCGGGCUCGGGCAGCCCGUAUCAGUCGACCUUCUCAUUCGAAGUGGAAGCCUCACCCUUGUUCCCAUCCACUCCAGAACCGCCAGUGCGUCCACAGCAUGCACGCUCAUCUUCAAACAUUUCCCCCCCUACAUCUUCCCAAUUCCUGAUGGAUCCGGAGCUCAUGCAAAUGAACCAUACGCAAGCAACCCCAUCCGUAACCAGUGCUGGUUUAUUCGACCAGACCUCUUACUUUUCGAGUACGAAUAGGCUGCCUACGUCGGCGCCAUCUGCUCAAACUCAUUUUCGGGGCACAUUCGAUUACCCCCCACACUCGGCAGCUGGCUUCGAAACUUUUGCUUAUAGCAAUGCUGGCUUCACUCCCACAAACGCGGAGAUGCCUCCACCCCGAGCAUCUUUAGACUCCUUACCCAAGCGGCAUAAGUCUAGCUACUCGAUGGAAUCGCCUGCGACGACAACGUUAGAUACGUAUUCGCCAAACACAGGUCCGCCAUCACCCUAUAGCCCCUAUCCUUAUGUGGCAAUGCCGUUGACACCCAACUCUUCAGUUGGUUCCGAAGAAGCCGUUCUGCGGACUGCAUCAAAGCAAUCCUCUUCCUCGGUGUAUUCUCCACCAGAUCUACGCCGCGUGUCAGUACAAUCGCUGAUUAAUGGAUUGCCUGGCGAUAAUGCCCUUCGGUAUAGCCCCGAAGUUGAGCAUGGAAGGCAAUAUCCGAUUGCUGAUUCUGCCUCGACUACGUAUGGCUACGAUCGAGGCCUCCCUGAUCUGGACACGCCAAGCAACGAUGACUUCUCUGCUAUAGCUAUCUUCAGUCCGCAAAGCGGCACCAUGGAUCUGGAUGACGAUACACCAUAUGGCAGCGCAGACCCUCGAGGCAAGGACAUGGCGUUCGAAAGCGGAGGGUAUUAUGCAAAACCCGUAGCGAUUAGAAUCUCAAAGUCCCUGGAACCACUACCACCGCUGCUCGUGGAAAAUCAAAUGAACCUCCUUUAUUUUCAUCAUUUUCUGAACCACACUGCACGGAUUCUGGUCCCUCAUGAUUGCGAGAGGAACCCCUUCCGGCAGGUCUUGCCAGAGAUGGCCGUCCGUGACGAGAAUAUCAUGUACCUCCUCCUUGCUUAUAGCGCUGCUCACCGCGCACGCAUGCUCAAUCAUCCUGAACCUUCAAACCGCAUUGCCGUUUGGGUACAGGAUGUGUUCCCCAAGUUGCGCCAAACGCUGAUCGACAACCCGGAGGACGUUUCCGACAACACCCUGGCGGCCGUUAUUAUGAUGGCGAGUCUCGAGAUCAUCUCAUCCGGAACGUUCGAGGUACCAAUCUCUUGGCAAAACCAUUUGACUAUGGCACGUCAGAUGAUCCUGGCUCGAGGUGAAUCAAGAGGUAUGGCUCGUCAAGAUCGCGUCGCUUACUUCCUUUCCCGGUGGUUUGCCUAUCUCGAUGUCCUCGGCUCCCUCAGUGGUGGCAAAAAUGAUGUGCCGCUGGGCUCCUUCUACUGGUCGAGCGAGAACGCGACCGCCGAUGAAGAGUUUGAAAUCGACUGCCUUAUGGGCUUUACGACUCGCUGCUUCGGUAGCUUAGCCCGAAUUUCCGAGCUGGCUAAACUCUGCGAAUCGCAGCGCAUUGAUGAUGAGGGCAACGUACGCGAGGACUGGGCCCCUAACUCAGAGGUGGUCAAGCAAGCCGUGCAGAUACAACAAGAGCUAGAAGAGGGUCUUUUGGAUCGCAACAUUCGCAAGGGAUGCAAUCAUCGAGCUAGUGCCGCUUCUGAAUCCGAGGGUACUUGGGAUGCCACCGAGAUAUAUGCUACCAAUGAGAUGUUCCAUUGGGCUGGUCUGAUACACCUCUACCGCCGCGUACUAGGUAAGCCCGCAUUGGACAUUGAGGUCCAAUACGCGGUGCGCGAGAUUGUAGGUCUGCUCUACAAGAUCCGUAGGGGUAGUACAGCAGAGGCUUGUCUUCUCUUCCCCAUGUUUGCAGCAGGAUGCGAUGCGCAAGACGAAGGGCAGAGGGAGAAAAUCAUGGAUCGAUUGAGGGGGGUGGAGGGAUUCGGAUUGAACCACGUCCCAAAGAUCAGUAUCCUCGUGCAGAGUGUCUGGGAUACCGGAAAGCCCUGGGAGUCGCUUGUUUCGGGCGAGUUCUUUGGCUGAGGAGCAACAGCUAGAAGUAGCCGAAGGCCAACUGAUAAUACCUAUCAACAUAACAUCGCCUUAUAGCAUCAGGCGAUCUUUCCAGAUGCACCACAAGCUCGCAGCACGAGCCAAAGCAACGAAGACACCGUGGCUAGCUG
This is a messenger RNA of Cucurbitaria berberidis CBS 394.84, 2659 nucleotides long. RefSeq lists its product as uncharacterized. Bases 153 to 2519 code for a protein of 788 amino acids. The transcript is spliced from 5 exons. Lineage: Eukaryota; Fungi; Ascomycota; Dothideomycetes; Pleosporales; Cucurbitariaceae. The record is from RefSeq and is a predicted model, not a curated record. Gene Ontology annotation, molecular function: zinc ion binding; transcription cis-regulatory region binding; DNA-binding transcription factor activity, RNA polymerase II-specific. Gene Ontology annotation, cellular component: nucleus. Gene Ontology annotation, biological process: positive regulation of transcription by RNA polymerase II.